Thamnophis elegans (Western terrestrial garter snake) is the source of this 965-nucleotide messenger RNA. It is a transcript of the gene PDRG1, whose product is annotated as p53 and DNA damage regulated 1. The record is from RefSeq and is a predicted model, not a curated record. The transcript has 5 exons. Bases 165 to 566 code for a protein of 133 amino acids. NCBI's taxonomy places the organism in Eukaryota, Metazoa, Chordata, Lepidosauria, Squamata, Natricidae.
CCGCCUCCUUCCCAGCUCGGCGAGGGAGGCCCGCGAAGGCCUGGAGUAGGCCUCAAAGCCUGGCCUGUCGCCAUGGCAACCGCCCAGCUCAGGCGCCUGCGCCGACUAGGCCGCGCCGCGCCGCGUCGUUUCCCGGCGUCGUUCUUCCUUCGAGAUCCGGAGCGAUGGCCGGUGGGGAUCCGGACUUCGUGCUCCGCUACUUGGCCGAGGUGGAGGCGCUGGCCGAGGAGGUGAUGGCCACUAGGCAGCAGAUUGUCGAUCUGAAUCACAAACGGAACCAGAACCGGGAAGCCUUAAGGGCCCUGAGCAAGGAAUUGAAUUCUGCUGACAAAGCCACGGUUUGCUUCGGCAGUAUGUUCAUACAGCUUCCCAAAACAAAGACGCAGGAGAUGCUACAGAGAGACCAAGAGCUGCUGGAGGAAGAAAUUGCGAAAUUGCAGCAGGAACUGAAAGUGAAAGUCAGCAACCUCAUGGAGGCCGAAGGCAAACCGGAACUCAAAGGCUUCAAUUUGAAACCCUUGACCACUGAAGAAAUGUGGUUCAUGAAGAAAGUGCUGGACCAAUGAAGCCAUCUCCUGGUGCGGAUUCGCGCGGCGGCUGUCGGCCAAGACCAACGUGCAAAGGAGAGCUGCUUUCCAUGCGCCUCGCUCUCAUGCUCCCCAGUGUUUAGACGAGCAGUUGAGCAUUUUCACGGACGUCUUUUAUGCCCCCCUCUUAAAGCCGUUGAGAUGCCUCCAAAACCUGAGCCGGAGAAGACCUCGUUGACGCUUUUAUGGACAGGGGACUAUAAAAAUUGGAGGAGGUCGGUCCUUGAGGUCAGGAUUUCCUGUUUUUUUGAGAUUUGACAUUGAACGGGGCUUCUCACUUUCCUUGUCUCCAUGCGCAGGGCCUGCGUAACAAUAAACGGAAGGAGAUGCCCACCUCUCUUGGGAGAAGGUCCCUCCUUCGCCUUGGUGGUCUCUGUG